This is a messenger RNA of Bicyclus anynana (squinting bush brown), 714 nucleotides long. RefSeq lists its product as uncharacterized. The coding region runs from base 137 to 649 and encodes 170 amino acids. Lineage: Eukaryota; Metazoa; Arthropoda; Insecta; Lepidoptera; Nymphalidae. The record is from RefSeq and is a predicted model, not a curated record. The transcript has 4 exons.
UGUUACGCAAAUGCAAUUAACAAAUGCAAUUAAAACAAUUUUUCUAUAUUUAAGACUUUACUGUAACUUAAAGUUUCAUAUCGACUUUGUCAACGAAAGCAGCUUGUGAUCAAAUUUAUUAAAUCAAAUAAAAAAAAUGAUGUUGAAAGUUAUCUUCUUCGCAUCAGCGGUGUCCAUCGUUUGCGGUAGUCAAUAUGCCUAUUUUGGCGAUAACCUAGUGGAAUUCGAUGACCCACCAGCACCUACAAUUUCCCUCCCUUACUAUCCUACAUCACCCCGCCAAGAGUCUAAAGUGAUCAAGGUAGAGUCGAGGCCGGUAACCUAUGAUGUUGGAAUUCGCACUGCAAUCGUCUCCUCGCCGCCUGUUAUGACUAAAUUGGACCUGAUAUUGUCUCCGUUCAGAUUUGUCUGUUCCGUGGCAACUAGCAUCGUUAGCUUUAUCAAGAGGACGAUAACGUACAUCUUCACAUCUAUCCCAGCUCUUAUCUUCGGAUGCAAUCUUUCUGCUAUCUGCAAAUUCUUCAACAUCGACCCACUGUCCUAUGUGAAUGAGAUAACCUCAUUGGUUAAUCCUGAAAGAUUGAAGAGAGCUACGGACUUCGUGGCGACAGCUAUCAACAAGUAUAAGGAACUUCAAAAAGAAUUUUAGUAUUCCAAUUUAGAUAUAAGGAUCUAUUUAUAAUAUUUAUGGAAAUAAAUUAUUGAAAUAUUCAA